Molecule: messenger RNA, 1094 nt
Organism: Alnus glutinosa
Lineage: Eukaryota; Viridiplantae; Streptophyta; Magnoliopsida; Fagales; Betulaceae
Exons: 2
Coding region: 246-539 (97 amino acids)
Source: RefSeq, a predicted model, not a curated record
CAAAAGAAAAACAUCCUCCUCGCGUCGCUAAACUCCAAACUCUCCAGCUCCGUAAAACAACCAAACACGCACACCGUCGACGUGGUCGAUCGCGUUGCCACUUUAUUUCCCUCUCUUUAAAAAACCAAAUUAAUCAAAACUAUUAAAACAACCAUACAACCACCAAAAAGAUCUCUCUCCGCUCCUCUCGUCCCUUCCCUCCCAACCUCUGACGCUCUUUGUCUGCAGUCCGAUAGAUCGAAAACAUGAGUCCGAUCGUGUUGACUCAGCUGGCGACGGGUCUGAGCGUGCUGGCCGGGGCGGUCCUGGUCAAGUCCGUCAUGGACCAGAAGCCCAUGGCCGGGCCGUUCCCGAGGUGCCCCAGUUGCAACGGGACGGGACGGGUCACGUGCCUCUGCUCCCGCUGGUCUGACGGCGAUGUUGGGUGCGGUGCUUGCUCCGGGUCGGGUCGCAUGGCGUGCAGAAGCUGCGGGGGGACCGGUACCGGCCGGCCCUUACCGGCCCAACUCAUCGUACGGCCUCCGAACCGUCCUUCUUAACCCGAACAAUCUCAAUUUCUCUUCUCUCUGUCCUGGUGUCUCUUUCCCCGACACCCAUUACAUCGACGUCUUUCGAACUUCCCGAACCCAGACCCACCAGCCCCUUAUCGCAGUCAGCACCGUCUUCGGCUCCGGCUCGCUCCACCUCUUCGCCAACGCCGUCGACGCCUCAAUGGAGUCGGAGCUCUCGAUGCAGAAGAAGGAGCUCAAUGCCAGGCCGGUUUCAGGCGUGGACGUGAUGGACAACGCUCCAUGCCAGGCCGGUGGGUAUGGUUUUAGCCUUCAAUGGUGGGAGGAUUUGAUGAAUGAGAGAGGUAAAGAAAGAGAGUGCGUAGUGUGUGAAGGAGAGAGUCAGAGAGAGAGAGACUUUUUUUUUUUUAUUAUUAUUAUGAAAAUAAUGUAUUAGGUAGCUAUAGUACUACCCAAUGUAGCUACCCAAGAAAGUCCAUGAAUAAUAGGGCAAUUGCUGUGGUGUCAUUUUUUGUAACUUUUUUGAAAUUUUUCCUAUUUUAGGAAAGAGAAUCACUUAUAGGGCAUCUGUUACUAGUAUUCUUA